This is a messenger RNA of Notechis scutatus (mainland tiger snake), 1614 nucleotides long. Lineage: Eukaryota; Metazoa; Chordata; Lepidosauria; Squamata; Elapidae. The record is from RefSeq and is a predicted model, not a curated record.
AUGCCUGAAGAUGUUGUUCCUUCUGAUGCUCUUGGUGCAGAAAGUAGUUGCUCUGAGCUGCCCAGCGAUGUAAUAACCAAAUUCUACCAGCAUGCCCUCGCUUUGGCCUUUGCUGUGAAGGAGAUCAAUGAGGACUCCCAGAUCUUACCUAACAUCACUCUCGGGUUCCACAUCUGUGACAGUUACUACAACCCAAGGAUGACCUAUCGCACCACUCUGGACCUGCUUUUCAAAUCCCAGGAAUUUCUCCCAAACUACAAAUGUGAUAGCCAGAAGAAUAUCAUGGCUAUCAUUGGGGGACUAGGUCCUGAUACAUCAUCCUUUAUGGCAGAAAGUGUACAUAUCUACAAAAUUCCACAGCUCCAUUCAUUUCUUCAAGGCAUUUCUUUUAACAAUUCAGCUGGAGAGAGAGUGUUCCUGAAUGGCAAAGGGGAAGCAACAGCUGGAUUCGACAUCAUCAACUUGAUCACUUUUCCAAACAGAUCCUUUCAGAGAAUUAGAGUUGGAAAGAUGGAUCCUCAUUUUCCCAAUACAAAGGAACUAAUCAUUAAUGAAGAGGUGAUUGUUUGGCACCCAGCUUUUAAUCAGGUCCUUCCAUUUUCUCAGUGUAAUGACCAUUGCUCCCCUGGAUACUGGAAGAAAGGGUUGGAAGGAAAACAGUUCUGUUGUUACAACUGUGUUCCAUGUCCAGAAGGGAAGAUUUCAAAUCAAAAGGAUAUGGAUGACUGUUUUCAAUGUUCAGAAGAUCAUUAUCCAAAUAAAGAAAAGAAAGGAUGCAUCUCAAAACUGCUGGUUUUUCUAAGUUUUGAGGAAACCUUGGGAAUUAGUUUAGCCACUGCAGCUGUUUCUUUCUUCUUCUUGACAUCUUGUGUACUUGGAACUUUUAUUAAGCACAGGGAUACUCCCAUUGUGAGAGCCAACAACCGGUCCCUCACCUACACCCUUCUUGUCUCUCUUCAGCUCUGCUUUUUCUCACCUUUGGUCUUCCUCAGCCAACCUGGCAAAGUGAUCUGCCUUCUCCGACAACCUACUUUUGGCAUCACAUUCUCAGUGGCAAUUUCAAGUGUCCUGGCCAAAACCAUCACUGUGGUUGUGGCUUUCAUGGCCACUAAACCAGGAUCUCAGAUGAGGAAGUGGGUGGGGAAAAGAUUGGCCUUUUCUAUUGUCCUCUCAUGCUGUCUUCUACAAGUAUGUAUUUGCAUUCUUUGGUUGUUGAUAUUUCCCCCAUUCCCUGAGCUGGACAUGCACUCAGUGCUCCAAGAAAUGAUUUUACAAUGCAAUGAAGGCUCAGCUUUCUUCUUCUAUUGUGUCUUGGGCUAUAUGGGAAUCUUGGCCAUCGCCAGCUUUAUUAUGGCUUUCCUUGCCCGUAAAUUACCUGACAGCUUUAAUGAAGCCAAGUUCAUUACCUUCAGCAUGUUGGCCUUUUGCAGUGUGUGGAUCUCCUUCUUUCCAGCCUAUCUGAGCACAAAAGGAAAAGCCAUGAUAGCUGUGGAGGUCUUCUCCAUCUUGGCUUCCAGUGCUGCAUUACUGGGAUGCAUAUUUUUGCCAAAAUGCUACAUCAUUGUUUUGCGACCUGACCUCAACCGCCGGGAACAACUUAUAAAAAGAAUGUAG